Messenger RNA from Saprolegnia diclina VS20, 703 nucleotides. RefSeq lists its product as hypothetical. NCBI's taxonomy places the organism in Eukaryota, Oomycota, Saprolegniomycetes, Saprolegniales, Saprolegniaceae. Gene Ontology annotation, cellular component: extracellular region. The transcript has a single exon. The record is from RefSeq and is a predicted model, not a curated record. Bases 10 to 702 code for a protein of 230 amino acids.
GCGUCGACGAUGGCACACCGCCUCCUUGUGCUUGUGCUGCCCAGCCUCGUGGUCGCCGCGCCGUGCUCGACGCAAGACAUGUUUGCAGUGCUUGGCGUGGCCAUGCAGCCGGCAUGGGCCAACUGCACGGACGCGCUGCGCUUACCGGUGAGCACGCUCUCGGAGCUCGUCCAGUUCAAGACUUCGAGCCAGCUCACGCAGCUCUGUGCAGCGCCGACAUGCGUCGCCAACAUUGACGAUGUGUACAAGAACAUGCCCAACUGCGUGACCUCGGAUGGGCUCAACUUGCACGACGCGACCGAGCGUACAUCGCAAAUCAUCUGCGGCACGCUCCCGGCGUCGUUGACGACGAACGACGGAAGUGCUUGCUCGUCCGUCGAUCGCACGCUCAUCUCGUUCCUCAUGGGCCAAAAGCCCGUGCCGAGUGCGUGCCUCGAAGCGCUUGGCGGCAACGCGACGACGCUGACAGCGAUUUUGCCCUCCACGCAGGCCGACCGCGUGUGCGCGCUGCCCGCUUGCACAUCGUUUAUCAAAGCCACGUACAAGCAGCUGCCCCAGUGCGUUUUGCCGGACGGGUCCAAGCCCAAGGACAUGAUCGAAGCCGCGCUCAGUACGGUGUGCCACACCACGCCACAAUCCGUGGCCCGCCCCGCCUUUCUCUGUGUCGUCACCUUGCUCUUCGCACUGCUCGUGCACGCUUAGC